AUGAACAACCGAGCUCCACAUGUUCGGUUCACCGUGAAUGGAAAUACUUACAAGAAGGGGUAUUAUCUCACUGAUGGGAUUUAUCCAAAAUGGUCCACCUUUGUGGAUGUCAUUACUGCCCCGCAAACUGCUAAGCAAAGGUUGUUCACUGAAUGCCAAGAGAGUGCUAGAAAAGAUGUUGAGCGUGCCUUUGUUGUGCUACAAGCUCGAUUUGCAAUAAUUAGGAAACCUGCUUUGGCAUGGAACGUUGAUAUGCUAUGGAAAAUCAUGAUGGUAUGUAUCAUCAUGCACAUGAUUGUUGAAUAUGAGUGUGAUACGUAUUUGAAUUAUAAAGAUCCACGCGAGUUUGCCUUAGAACAACCUGAAAAUAUGGCAGGAUCAUUAACCGAAAACGCUACAACAUUCACUGUUACACCCGGGCAUUAUGAUCCACAAAAUUUCCGUAGAUUGAUGGAUACAAGACAAGAGGUUCGUGAUAGAACAACUCAUUUCUCAUUGAAAAACGACUUGGUUGAACAUUUAUGGGGGAGGUCCAGGAGAUCGUCUGCGAAGUAG
Molecule: messenger RNA, 555 nt
Organism: Spinacia oleracea (spinach)
Lineage: Eukaryota; Viridiplantae; Streptophyta; Magnoliopsida; Caryophyllales; Amaranthaceae
Exons: 1
Coding region: 1-555 (184 amino acids)
Source: RefSeq, a predicted model, not a curated record